AACGAAUUUCAGUGUCGCAAAACCCAAAUUCUCCAGUCCAACUUUACCUAUUUCUGAAAGAAAGAUAACAUUUCUGGAGGAUCAGGCCACAAAGGUAAAGUUAUAAUGAAGUUGUUUUUGGCUUUGGUUCUUCUAUUUUUCAUCCCUCUCACCGGGGCCCAGGUUCCACACUGGGGUCCGUGCCCAGAACCGAGCGUUCAAGCUGCCUUCAGUCUUAAACAGUUCAUGGGGAGAUGGUUUGAAGUUGCCAAACUGCCAGCUGAGUUUGAGAGGGGAAGGUGCAUUGAAAGCAAUUUCACUCUGAUGACAGAAAACUCCAUUCAGGUGGUCAGCUCUGAAAUAAUAGAAGGGCAGCUGAAGAAAAUUAAAGGUAUUGGAGUUGUGGAGGAUCCAAAAAAUCCAGCCAAGUUAGGAAUAAGUUAUUCCUAUGUCCUGCCCUACUCCCCUUACUGGAUUCUGGCCACUGACUAUGUGAACGUGGCCGUGGUCUACUCGUGCACCGAUGUCUUCAGGUUCUUCCACGUGGACUUCGCCUGGAUCCUGGGACGAACCUGAUCUCUACCACACGCCACUGUCAUGAGAGCUAAAGAGAUCUUCAGCAACAACAACAUUGAUGUGAGCAGGAUGAUUGACAGCAUGCAAGUGGGCUGUAACAAAACUCUCUGAGGCAGGCGAGAUUUUUUUCCAAACCCAGAAUAAUCUUUGAUUCAUUUGAUGAUAAAUGAAGAGGUUACAGUCAAGUCAGUCGUUAUCUGGAACACAGUAAAUGUCUACACUGUGUGUUGUGUUAAUCUUGAAAGUACACAAACAAGAAAAAAACUGCAAUUAAAAAAAUCCACUGCAUAUUGAACUAAGGCUGCACAAAUGUAUGGUUAAAUGAAUUUAGACUAUUGUACAUGAAUGAAUCAUUUUGAUUAUGCUCAUAUACAUGCAAACACUUUUAUGAGCGUAUAAACACAUAUAUGUUAAAAUAAUUGAAACUUGUUACAGGUCAUGGCUUUUAUGUACUGAGUGUGAUACUACAGAGUGAGAUGAUUCUGUGUAGUCGUUAAAAUGCUUAUUUUGUCAUCAUGAAAAUGGCUUUUGUCCCAGUUCCAGUAUAAAAUAGUGUAGACAUACUGCAGCAUGUCACUGAGUAAAUUGGCUGUUUCGGACGCAAAGUGGAUACACGCAACUUCUAAUUAGAGUUAAUAAAAGUCUGCGAUGGUCA
Messenger RNA from Thalassophryne amazonica, 1210 nucleotides. RefSeq names its product apolipoprotein D-like. The transcript is spliced from 5 exons. NCBI's taxonomy places the organism in Eukaryota, Metazoa, Chordata, Actinopteri, Batrachoidiformes, Batrachoididae. The coding region runs from base 106 to 555 and encodes 149 amino acids. The record is from RefSeq and is a predicted model, not a curated record. Gene Ontology annotation, molecular function: lipid binding. Gene Ontology annotation, biological process: lipid transport; tissue regeneration; brain development.